AUGCCAAAGAAGAGAGGAGUGACAAAAGAUAGUAGUGUCAAUGUUGUUCAACAACAUCAACAACAACAGACACAGCAACAUCAACAACAUAAUGAUCAAUCAUCUGUUAAAGAACAAGGUCAACCAGGUCAACAACCAACAUGGCAACAAAUUGCUGCCUAUUCAUCAUUAGUAGUAGAUGGUUCUGCAUCUGAUAUUGAUGAGGAUGAUGAUCAUGAUGACGUUGAUAUCGACGAUGAACAUUCACAACAUUCUCAACAAUCUCAACAAUCUCAACAUUCUCAACAACAACAAUCAAAGAAGAAGAAUAAGAAGAAGAAUAAGAAGAAUAAGAAGAAUACAAAUACUUCAAGUAAUAGAGGUCUUGACUAUGACAUCAACAACAAUAAUAGGAUGGGUGGUGGCGGAUCAGGCAAACCAAACAUCAGCGACAUUGACUUGAUGGCAAGCUACGUGAACUCUCAACAACAUAUGCAGCAGAUCGACCCACUAGAUCAGGACAUUGACAGACAGAAGCUCAGUGAGUUUUGGAUCUCUUUGAGCGAGGAGGAGAGAAGAGAGCUGGUGCGUCUUGAGAAGGAGACCUUGCUGAGGAAGAUGAAGGACCAACAGAAGCACACGUGCACAUGUGGCGUGUGUGGCAAGAGGCGUGCCGUAAUCGAAGAGGAGCUAGAGCUGCUCUAUGACUCAUACUAUGAAAGGAUGAAUGAUAGAGCGUCUGGCAUGGUUGAUGUUGGUGGUCAUCAUCACCAUCAUCACCACCAUCAUCAUCAGCAUCAUCAUCAACAGCAGCAACAACAACAGCAGCAGUACCAACAGCAACAACAACAACUACUACAUCAACAACAGCAGCAACAACAACAACAGCGACAAAUGUACGCACCACCAAUGUCUGUUAAUGAUGCAUCCAGACCAUAUCGCAACAACAUUCAAACAAGCAAAGGCAUGGUCAACUCAACGAGGACGAACCCGACAACUCUGGCCGAGAGGUCAAUCUAUCAGGCGGAGGAGGACUACUUGAAGCGCGAGGGCAAGCACUUUGUCGAGCUGAUGGAGAGGCUGGCCGAGCAGCGCGUGCGACGCGAGGAGUUCAACGAGCAGUCACUGGUCGACCCCGCCGACCAACUAAUCUCGCAGGAUGAGCCCAGCAUGGACGAGGCCAAGAGUCGCGAGCUAAGCAACAGCAUCAUUCAACUGAGUCAGCGUCAGAUGCAGCAGCUGCAACAACAGCACAUGCUACUGCAUCAGUUGGAGCAGCAGCAGGAGCAGUUCGAGGAGUACGUCGGCGGUGACACUGAUGUAUAUGCCGAGGACGAUGAUGACGAGGAUGAGGACGAUGACGAGGAUGAAGAUGAUGACAUUGGCGACGAAGAGUACCUGGUGCACGAGGAUGAUGGUGAUGAAGAAGAUGAUGAUGACGACGAUGACUAUGAUGAUGAUGAUGAAUACGAUGAUGACGAUGAAGAUGAUGAAGACGACGAUGAAGAAAGGCAGAUGGAGGAAGGCCGAAAGAUGUUCCAUGUCUUUGCUUCAAAGAUGUUUGAACAACGUAUAUUGGCCGCCUACAAGGAGAAGCAGGUAUUGGAGAGACAGAGAAGUCUGCUUGAGGAGGAGGAACAGAAGAUGAAGAGGGAGAGAAUGUUGAAGGAGCAAAAGGCAAAGUCAAAGAAGGAGAAGGCAGAGAAACAGAGGGAACAACAGAGAUUGCUGCGCGAGGAGAAGGAGAGAAAGCUGAAACAGAAAGAGGAGGAGCUGUUGUUGAAGAAGAGGGAGGAACAGGAGAAACAGGCAGAGAAGCAGCGUGAGAGACAGAGGUUGAAGGAGGAAGAGGCCAGACGUAAGGAGGAGGAGCGGGCUCAUCAAUUGAAGGCAUCACAGUCCCAGGAGAAGUCAGAAAAGCAAAAGAAGCAAGAACAGCUGAUGCGCGAGAAGGAGCUAAAGAGACAGCAACAGCGAAUGGAGAGGAAUAAGAAGGCCUUGGAGCAUAACAAACCAAAGCAGACCAAGGUUCAAGUGUUGCCAGACUGUGCGCCUGUAUCCAAUCAAUCCACCGCCACUCCAUUGGCGGCAUCAUCGUCAACCCCUGCAUCCUCAGCUUCCAUAUCGAUCACACAACCACCAACCAUCCAAGUCAACAACCUCAACACAUCAGAUCCCAACACCUUGUUGACGCCCUCCAAGUACAGACAAUCCCCAAUGAGUCCCAACUCGCCCGACUUUGUUCCAAAGAUGCAGAAACUCACCACCAACUGUCCGUCAAGUCCACAAACCACUCAACCAGCUCAUUCAAUCACAUACCCAAAUCUUGGUCUUUCACAUCGAAUGCUUAACUUUAGCAAUGACUCACAAGAUGACACUUUAUCUUAUGACCCAGUCCCAGCAGAGUUCAGAUCAUCAUUGACAGAAAGUAAUGAUGAUGACAUUGACUCAAUACUGCAUAACAUUCACAUUCCAACAUCUAUUGGAAAUAGCGAACAUAACAACAACAAUAUCAACAACAAGCAGACGCUACAACAACAUGGAAAUGCAACAGCAUCAGCGGCGGCAUACUUUUUCAAACCAAUUGGUGCCGCUGCCAACAUUGACUUUCUAUCAACCGGUCAUCCCAGUCACGCCCUAUCCAACGCGCCACUUCACCGUGGUCGUGGGCUUGACCACCAGCAACAGCAGCAUAAGCACCAACACGACUUUAUCAAACCGAGCGCAGUUGGUAUGGAGCAGAGUGGUCAGUCUGCCUCUUUACAUCCCUAUCCCCUUGGAAUGAACCACCAGACCAUCACAACAACGACAACCAUCACCACAACAACACCAUCACUAGCGCCUCUAGCCUCAAUCGGACAAACCAUACACAGACCAAACAACAGCAACCCUUUCAACAUCUCAACACCAUUCCUAUCCCAUCAACUUCAUCAACAACCUCCAAUGAAUGUCAACCAAUACAUGAACAACUCUGGUAGCAAUAUCAACAACAACAUUUUGGGCUUCAAUGGUUCAAACAUCAACAACAACAUGAACAACUUUAACAACAACAUCAACAACAACACUUGGGAUCCAUUGCUGUCAGGUGGUGGAAGCAAUUACUAUUUGGACAAUAGUGCACUCAGUAACUCAUUCGCACUCAACUCAUUGCCAUCAUCCUCAUCGUUUCUUGGCACUGGUGGCAUGUCGCUGCCAAUUGGACACACCAUCACAUCACCUUCACUCAAUCCCCACUCAACUCCAAGAUCACCACUGUUAGACAAUGGCAACGCCAGUUCAUUCUUCAACGUUCACAAUGGUCGACCGUCUCAUCCCUUUAUGUAA
Molecule: messenger RNA, 3303 nt
Organism: Acytostelium subglobosum LB1
Lineage: Eukaryota; Evosea; Eumycetozoa; Acytosteliales; Acytosteliaceae
Exons: 3
Coding region: 1-3303 (1100 amino acids)
Biological process (GO): regulation of transcription by RNA polymerase II
Cellular component (GO): nucleus
Molecular function (GO): transcription cis-regulatory region binding
Source: RefSeq, a predicted model, not a curated record